GUCAUCGAUGACCCAGUCUCUGGGCUGACCGUCCUUGACUUGCGUUCCCGAGUUGGGUGCAGCGGCUGUAAGAUAGGACUAUUCAUCACAUCCACCCGUGCUCGUCGGACCUCUCAGGAAUGCUUGACCAGUCCACCCAAUCAAGCCGUGUUCAGGACGGGGAUGUGCCCAUCGACCGCCCACUUGGCCGGCGGUCCCAUUCGCAACAUGACCUUUCGGCCAGAUAGUAAUGUCGAAUUCCCUGAACACAGGGAUGUUUGCACAGGGCACUCGGCCAUUACUUGGAGGAACCCCCUGUAACCACUAUCCGCUCCAGAUAUGCCUCGUUUCAUCGUUUCGAGUUGCAUCUCUGCGCUGCUCUUGGGCAUGGACGUGGCUUCUGCGGCGUCUUCGCCGAUAGUUCCACCAGCAUCGCUGGCAUCGAUGUAUGCGCUGACGGCCAGUACUGCCUUGCCCGUACCGACGUCCGCGCUAUCUGCGUCUGAUGCCGCAUCGUAUCUGGUGUCCUCUUGGGGUCUCAGUAACGGAAAGAUACAAAAUGGGGCAUCCAACCUUGCAUUCGUUGACGAUCCUUUCCCGAACAACUCUUCGACCUCUUUGUCCGACUCCGCCGAUGGCAAUACAACUUCGCCCGUCCUGCAAGUGACCUAUCCGGCAGGAAGUUACUCGCACGAUACUGGAGGCGCACAGUUCUACGCCCUGUGGAACACCUCUUCGAACAGCUCUGGGUCAGGCGAGAACUGGAACUCGAUGCUAGUGACGUACGAGGUAGCAUUUGACGCCGACUUUGACUGGGUCAAGGGCGGGAAGCUCCCUGGGCUGCGAGGCGGCCCAGACGUGUAUGGCUGUUCCGGUGGUGAGGCAGCGAAUGGUUCCAAUUGCUUCACCUCGAGGACAAUGUGGAGGACGGACGGAGACGGGGAAGUAUAUGCGUAUGCCCUCGAAUCAAAGAAGUUCUGCGACUCUUCGAAUGUGAUGUGCAACGACGAUGGGUACGGAACGAGCAUCGAUCGCGGAGCGUUCAGCUUCCAGUCAGGAGCAUGGAACCGAGUGACGAUGCUCGUGAGUUUGAACAACCCUGUCAACAAAGCGAACGGACAAGUAGCGCUGUAUUACAACAAUGUUCCAGCUAUAACGCUGUCGAGCCUGCAGUUCCGCAGUACCUCAGACAUCAAUAUCGGCGGACUAUUCUUCUCAACGUUCUUCGGUGGGAGUAAUUCCUCGUGGGCGACACCAAAUACGACGCACACAUACUUUCGCGGCUUCCAGAUGUGGGCCAGCUCCGCAGCUUCGAACGGAACCGCGUCUUCGGCGUUGAAGUGCCAACCAAGGAGAUGGGGCCCGGACUCGUUCAGCCUGAGCGUUGGCCUCUUGGUAUUCGUGUAUGCGAUGUUGUAGAGCACAUAUACAAGAUUCACCAGUAGCCUGUCAUAGUCUGUCUGCACGUACUUAGUGCCGUCACAUCGGAGACUGACCGUUGUCAGAGGUACACUGGCCCGCCGCGUGCGGUGCUGCUCUGAGUUUAUUAUAUGCUCAUGAUCGGGAUGCAGCUGCGACAGGUGGAAGCGUGGAAGCACAGAAUUGGGAUAAAU
Rhodofomes roseus is the source of this 1592-nucleotide messenger RNA. RefSeq names its product polysaccharide lyase family 14 protein. The coding region runs from base 319 to 1398 and encodes 359 amino acids. Lineage: Eukaryota; Fungi; Basidiomycota; Agaricomycetes; Polyporales; Fomitopsidaceae. The transcript is spliced from 5 exons. The record is from RefSeq and is a predicted model, not a curated record.